GGCGGGCGCGCGGUGAUGACGUCACAGCGAGAGCGCCCAGCCGGAAGUGCCGCCUCAGCGGGCGCGCCGCGAGCGGAAGUGACGUCAUCGCAACCGCGACCGGCCGGAGCGGGAGCCCCCGCCAUGUCGCUGGCCGACGAGCUGCUGGCCGAUCUGGAGGAGGCCGCGGGGGAGGAGGACGAGGCCGAAGGCUCCGAGGGGGGGGAGGAGCCCCCGAUCGAGGACGUGCGCGAGGAGCCGGAGCCGGGGGAGGCCGCCGAGUCCGUGCGGAGCAUCGCCAAGUUAUGGGGGUCUAAGGCGUUUGCUGAGAUCAUGCAGAAAAUCGAGGAGUACAUCGGGAAGCAGCCGAAGGCGGCCGAAGUUCUGGGCCCCGUGGAAGCCGCCCCCGAGUACCGAGUGAUCGUGGACGCCAACAACCUGACCGUGGAGAUCGACAACGAGCUCAACAUCAUCCACAAAUUCAUCAGGGACAAAUACUCCAAGAGAUUCCCUGAGCUGGAGUCGCUGGUGCCCAACGCGCUCGAUUACAUCAGGACUGUCAAGGAAUUGGGCAAUUCCCUGGACAAAUGCAAGAACAACGAGAACGUUCAGCAGAUCCUGACCAACGCCACCAUCAUGGUGGUCAGCGUGACAGCCUCCACCACCCAGGGGCAGCAAUUAUCAGAAGAAGAGCUCUCCAGGAUUGAAGAUGCCUGUGACAUGGCGCUGGCGCUGAGCGGGGCCAAGCUGAGGAUUUACGAGUACGUGGAGUCGCGGAUGUCGUUCAUCGCCCCCAACCUGUCCCUCAUCCUGGGGGCCUCCACGGCUGCCAAGAUCAUGGGUGUUGCAGGGGGUCUGACCCCUCUCUCCAAGCUCCCAGCCUGUAACAUUCUCCUGCUGGGAGCUCAGCGCCGAACGCUCUCGGGAUUUUCCUCCACCUCGGUUCUGCCCCACACAGGAUUUAUUUAUCACAGUGAUAUUGUGCAAUCUCUGCCUCCUGACCUGAGGAGGAAGGCAGCUCGGCUGGUGGCCGCCAAGUGCACGCUGGCGGCGCGGGUGGACAGCUUCCACGAGAGCCAGGACGGCAAGGUGGGGUACGAGCUGAAGGAGGAGAUCGAGCGCAAGUUCGACAAGUGGCAGGAGCCGCCCCCGGUCAAGCAGGUGAAGCCGCUGCCGGCGCCGCUGGACGGGCAGAGGAAGAAAAGAGGGGGCAGGCGGUACCGGAAGAUGAAGGAGCGCCUGGGGCUGACAGAGAUCCGAAAACAGGCCAACAGGAUGAGCUUUGGGGAGAUCGAGGAGGACGCCUACCAGGAGGAUUUGGGCUUCAGUCUGGGCCACCUGGGCAAGGCCGGCAGCGGCCGCGUGCGCCAGACCCAGGUCAACGAGGCCACCAAGGCCCGGAUCAGCAAAACCCUACAGAGGACCCUGCAGAAGCAGAGCGUGGUCUACGGGGGCAAAUCCACGAUCCGGGACCGGAGCUCGGGCACGGCCUCGAGCGUGGCCUUCACCCCCCUGCAGGGUUUGGAGAUCGUGAACCCGCAGGCGGCCGAGAAGAAAGUGGCCGAGGCCAACCAGAAAUAUUUCUCCAGUAUGGCCGAGUUCCUCAAGGUCAAGGGGGACAAAAGUGGGGUCCCCACCCCGCCCUGAGCCCCCUGGGACCCCCAAAUCCCUCCCUGAAUUCCUGGAGAAUCCCAAAAUCCCCCCCUACCCCAAUUCAUCCCCCCCAUUAUUCAUCAGAAUUUGGAUUUUGGGGGAGUUUUUUUUGGGAGUUCUCGACUCAAGGGGGGAAAAUUUGGGGUCCCUCCCUCCCCUGGGACCCCCCAAAAUUUCUGGAGGUUUCUUCCCCCCCUCACCCCCCAUUUUAUGUUGUUGUUUUUUUUUUUCGUGAACUUUCUAUAAAUAUUGGAAUUUUUG
Messenger RNA from Catharus ustulatus (Swainson's thrush), 1893 nucleotides. RefSeq names its product pre-mRNA processing factor 31 (gene PRPF31). Gene Ontology annotation, cellular component: U4/U6 x U5 tri-snRNP complex; U4 snRNP; precatalytic spliceosome. The coding region runs from base 16 to 1626 and encodes 536 amino acids. The transcript has 14 exons. The record is from RefSeq and is a predicted model, not a curated record. NCBI's taxonomy places the organism in Eukaryota, Metazoa, Chordata, Aves, Passeriformes, Turdidae. Gene Ontology annotation, biological process: spliceosomal tri-snRNP complex assembly; mRNA splicing, via spliceosome.